Arachis stenosperma is the source of this 2025-nucleotide messenger RNA. Its product is annotated as aspartyl protease family protein 1-like. Bases 261 to 1778 code for a protein of 505 amino acids. The transcript is spliced from 10 exons. The record is from RefSeq and is a predicted model, not a curated record. Gene Ontology annotation, molecular function: aspartic-type endopeptidase activity. Gene Ontology annotation, biological process: proteolysis. Lineage: Eukaryota; Viridiplantae; Streptophyta; Magnoliopsida; Fabales; Fabaceae.
CUCUCUCUCUCUCUCUCUCUCUCUCUCGUUCGUCUGAAAACAAUUUCUGUGUUUCAACGAACGUCAACUUCUUAUACGCGUUUCUCUCCCUUUCCUCUCAGUUAUACUAAACCGCCCUUCUUUGACUCUCUGACUCAACCUUUCAUACUUCAAUUGACACAUACACUUCAAUUCUCACACCCCACAAAGCAAAAUCAUAUCUUCAUUCAUUUUUUCAUUCAUUCACAGAGACCAUACUUCAAAGCUUCAAUCUUUCAUCCAUGGGUUCCUCUUCUAAGCUGUUGUUGUUGUCGAUGACGAUGCUGAGUUUGUUACUUUCUCGUUGCCAUGGAUACACGACAUUCGGCUUCAGCAUACAUCACCGGUUUUCGGAUCAGGUUAAGGGCAUUUUGGGAACUCAAGGAUUGCCUCAAAUUGGAACUCCUCAGUACUAUGCUGCUAUGGCUCACAGGGAUCGACUUUUUCAUGGCCGGAGACUCGCCGCCGGAGAUCGAAACCCGCCUCUCACCUUCGCCGCCGGCAAUGAUACUGUUGACAUUCCUGCUUUUGGAUCUUUGCAUUUUGCCAAUGUUUCUGUUGGAACACCACCUCUUUGGUUUCUGGUGGCAUUGGAUACCGGUAGUGAUUUGUUCUGGGUACCUUGUAAUUGUAGCAGUUGUGUGAGGGGUAUAGAGACACAAAAUGGGAAGAUUGAUUUUAACAUCUAUGAUAUUGAUCAGUCUUCCACUAGCAAGAAAGUUCUAUGCAAUAGCAGCUUGUGUGGUGAACAAAAACAAUGUUCUUCCUCUAGCAGCAGUUGUCAAUAUCAAGUUGACUAUCUUUCGGCUGAUACUUCAUCUAAAGGAUUCUUGGUAGAGGAUGUGUUGCAUUUGAUUACAGACGAUGAUCAAACAAAGGAUGCUAAUGCACGAAUUACUUUAGGUUGUGGCCAAAUUGAGACCGGUACAUUUCUAAAUGGGGCGGCUCCAAAUGGUCUAUUUGGACUUGGUAUGGAGAACAUGUCUGUUCCUAGCGUUCUAGCCAAACAAGGCCUUACUUCGAAUUCAUUUUCAAUGUGUUUUGGAUCUGAUGGUUUUGGAAAGAUCACGUUUGGGGAUAGCGGCAGCUCAAACCAAGGAAAAACUCCGUUCACUGUUGGGGCAUCACAUCCAACUUACAAUAUCACCAUUACCCAAAUCAUUUUGGGAGGGAAUGCUGCUGAUGUUGAGUUCUAUGCAAUUUUCGACUCUGGCACCUCAUAUACAUACCUAAACGACCCGGCUUAUACACAAAUUGCUGAAAAGUUCGAUUCACUAAUGAAAGCACCACGGCAUUCAUCUCAAUCAACUUCUGAUCUCCCCUUUGAAUAUUGUUAUGACACGAGUCCGAACCAGUCAGUUGAAGUUCCGGAUUUGAAUCUAACGAUGAAAGGUGGAGAUGAUUAUCCUGUCAUGGAACCAACAAUAACAGUUUCUAAUGGGAUUGCAGAAAUGAUUUGUUUGGCGAUCGUGAAAAGCAACACUGUAAAUAUUAUUGGACAAAACUUUAUGACCGGUUACCGUAUUGUCUUUGAUCGCGAUAACAUGAAUCUUGGUUGGAAGCAAUCCAAUUGUUAUGAUGAUGUACUCACCAGCACAUUACCUGCUAAUAAAUCACACUCUCCUGCUAUUUCUCCCGCUGAGGCCGCCAAUCCGACAGUUACAUCGGACCCUUCGAGAAAUUCUGGGAAGCUUUCGCCUAGUCACUCGUCCAGGAUCAAACCUAUUUUUGCACUUAUGAUUGUACUAUUUCUACUUUAGACAAUUUUUUUUGCAUUCUUCAUGUUCAUUCCAUGAGUAUUAUUCAAAUUUAUAGGCGAUUUUAUUUUUAGUUGACCACACUAGGAGCCAUAUUGCUUCCAUUUUUCUUUUAUAGCAUUAAUUUUAUUAUGGUUCUGUAUAUAGUGCAUUCAUUACACAGCAUAGUUGUAAUCUUAUAGAAAUUUCUCUUAUAUUAUUCUUUAUUACACAUCAGGGGUCAGUUUUAUGGCUCUUUUCCCCCUCUUAA